Ornithodoros turicata is the source of this 4117-nucleotide messenger RNA. Its product is annotated as tetratricopeptide repeat protein 21B-like. The record is from RefSeq and is a predicted model, not a curated record. Gene Ontology annotation, molecular function: protein binding. NCBI's taxonomy places the organism in Eukaryota, Metazoa, Arthropoda, Arachnida, Ixodida, Argasidae. Gene Ontology annotation, biological process: intraciliary retrograde transport; protein localization to cilium. Gene Ontology annotation, cellular component: intraciliary transport particle A. Bases 52 to 3993 code for a protein of 1313 amino acids. The transcript has 37 exons.
GUUGCCAGCUGUCAACUACGGCAGCACGUACGGUAGCUACCACGCGUUAUCAUGACGGACCCAGAAUUGCUAUUAAAGACAAAGAUUCACUACUUUUGCCGGGAGAAGUAUUACCAUUCGAUGCAGCGAGCCGCUGUGGAAGGAAUUAAACGAUAUUCGGGGGACCCGUCCUACCGGCUUUACUUUGGAAUAUCUCUUAUACUUGAAGGUCGAGUUCAAGAAGGCAUACGGGAGCUUGACGCCGUCAAAGAAAGCAAAGAUGUGUUGCUCGGAGGAAUCCUGGCACUGAUAUUUGCGCACCGAAAGUGUGCGGUAGUAGACAAGGAAGCAGUAGCACACCUGGAUUCACAGCUGAAAGAAGUGCGUAAACAAGCAGGAGACAAGAUGCUUUACUACGCUGGGCUGUUUCUAAUGCUGACCAGCAAGUAUGACAAAGCACGGGAGUACAUUGAUCGUAUGCUAAGAGCAGCUCCUCCUACAAGAGAGGGAUUGAUGUUAAAAGGCUGGAAUGAAAUCCUGAGUAAGAAGGAGAAACGUACUGGAAUACAGUACUUCGAGUCGGCAGGAACCGCGCACCCUGAAGCGCUGUUCGGGAAAGCGAAAUGCCUGGAACAGAGUGGCGAUUUUGCAAAAGCCCUCGAAGUGAUCAAUCAGGCUGUGGUGCUGUACAAUGGCUUCGUUCCAGCCUUACUACAGAAGGCAAAGUUGCACCUGGCGAUGUCAGACUGGGACCAGAUGGUGGACUCAUGCAACAGGGCUAUAACACACGACCCUGCCUGUAUCGAAGCUCAGAUUUAUGUCAUUCUUCAUCUCAUCUGCAAAAGCGGUGACUACAAGGAGGCUUCCACUAAACUACACGAGAUCACCUUGAACUUGGGCAAAGCUGAACCGAAAAAUGCUGUUCUGCAUCACGAAACGGCGCAGUUACUCUCUCGAAUCAGCUCGAGACAAGGGUUCAUACUGGAACACACGUUUGCAAUAGCUGAAAGAGCUAUGUCCUUAGACCCAAGCAACCCUGAAUAUGUGGCAGAAAUAGGUUAUCAGUGUAUCAUGCAAGGCAAAAUAAAAGAAGCAGCGAAACAAUACAGGGCGUCCCUAAAGAUGGACGACGCCAGCGUUGGAGCUCUCACUGGCAUCAUCUGGUGUCAGCUACUGGAAGGUCAGUGUGAUGUUGCCAACCAGCAGCUGGAGCUCCUGAAGGAGAUACACAGUACCGCAGGAAUGUCAGCCGAAUUGAUGUACCUAUGCGCAUUAUCAGCGCAAAAGAUGCUUUCUGAUCCAGAAGACAUCAACAACUACCUGAAUCACUGCAUCGACAACCACUUCAGCAAACUAGAUGAGCUUCCUUUAGGAUCGCAGUACUUUCUCGUACUGAAUCCGGACUUCGUCUACCGGGUCGUAAGCCUUUACCUGCAAAACGUCCCUGAUAAACCUGUUGAGACAGGGCAAACUGUUCCGGAGUUGCUGAAGAAAACACAAAACGUUCUACAGCCUGUCAUUCGGUCCUGUCCUGCUUCCGCUGAGGCUAUGUGUCUUAUGGGGAAACUCAAGUACCUGUCGAAUGAUCUAGCUACUGCCCAAGGAAUGUUGGAGAAGUGUUCUCAGCAAGAUUCAAGCUUCAUCGACGCCCAGCUUCUGCUUGCGAAAAUACAUCUUCACCAAGGAAAUGUUCAGGGCGCAAACCAGACACUAGAGAUGGCGCUGAGCUACAACUUCGAGGUUCGAGAGAGCCCCGUUUUUCACCUGAUUAAAGCACAAAUUCUAAAGAAGCAAAAAGACUACAAAGAAGCAGUGCAGACAUUAAAUGUUGCCAUGUCGCUUGCUGGAAUCAACUCUUCCAGUACGUCGCAAAAGAAGCCAAAGUACGAAUUAAACACGAGUGACAAAGUGUCCCUCCUUCUGGAGCUAGCGGACACCUAUCACAAGUUAGAUCAACAGCACGAUGCAGCUAAGGUUAUCAGAGACGCAAUAAGUAAGUUCCAAGGAACCGCCGAAGAGAUCAGAAUCACCAUUGCUAGUGCCGAUCUGGAAUUUGCGAGGGGCGACACGGAGCAGGCGUUAUCACUGCUGCGAAAUAUUUCUCCAAACCAGCCCUACUUCAAGCAGGCCCGUGAGAAAAUGGCCGAUAUAUAUCUCAAGUAUCGCAGGGAUCCCCGCCUUUAUGCUAGCUGUUACAGGGAGGUGGUGGAAAAGUUCCCCGUCCCUCAGUCCUACCUCAUGCUUGGUGACGCCUACAUGAAGAUACAGGAACCAGAGAAGGCUAUCGAUGCCUACGAGCAGGCACUUCGUAAAAAUCCCAGGGACAGCAUGGUUGCGCGCAAGAUUGGACAAGCCCUUGUAAAGACGCAUCAAUUUGAGAGGGCCGUUACGUAUUACAAGGCUGCCAUCAAAACUGGAGGACAAAGCUUGCUGAGAUAUGACCUGGCAGAGCUGCUGGCCAAAAUAAAACGCUUUACCGAAGCCGAAGAGGUUAUAAACGCCGCUCUCGAAGUGCUCCAAAAGGAAGCAAACCUCGGGAAUUUGGAGUGGGAAUCGAAGUUUCAACUGCUGUUGGCAAAAGUGUAUCAGAGCAAUGCCAAAGACGAAGCGGCGUCGAAGGCGCUGCAGAAAGCCUUCGAUACGCAAGCAAAGGUUAUGGCAAGAGUGCCAUUGGAACAGCCAGACUCGCUUCCUCAACAGCAGCAGCUGGCUAUCACCAUCUGCAAAAGCAUUGCCGAGCAAGCUGAACAGAAGCGGGAUUACGCGCAAGCGAUUCGCUAUUACAAACAAGCUCUCAGCUACGACCACAACAGCGUUGAGACGCUGCUGUCUUUGGCAAAACUGGAAACGACUUCAAACAACUUGGAAUCCGCCAAGCACUACUGUAAUACUGUACUCAAACAUGACAAGGACAAUGACGGCGCAACACUGAUGAUGGCAGACCUUAUGUUCAGGAAGACUGACCUUGAAGCCUCAAUGUUUCACUUUCAACAGUUGCUCGAGCGGAAACCAAAUUAUUUUCCUGCGUUGGCGAGGUUGAUCGAAGCCAUGAGAAGGCUUGGAAAGUUAAAGCAAGCAGAGCCCUUCCUCAAGAAGGCUGAAGCACAUUCCCCGAGGUCGGGAAAUAACGGUGGUUAUUUCUACUGCAAAGGACUUCACGAAUGGUACACUGGUAAUGUGGUUGGUGCAAUGAAGAGUUUUAAUCAAGCCCGCUUCGAUCCUGACUGGGGCCUUAUUUCGACCUACCAUAUGAUUGAAAUUUGCAUCAAUCCUGAUAAUGAGACAUUGGGAGGGGAGACAUUCACCAACGGAGACGUCGUCGGAGGGGAUCACGGCAAGGUUGACCAUCGAGAGGGAUCUCUCCACACGGCAGAAAGACUACUAAACGAACUGCGUCCCAAGGUUGCUGCUGACGUUGACUUCCACCUUAUGAGUAACUUUGUGCUGCUGACAAAGAAGUCGAAGACUGAUGCAGAAAUAGCACUGAACGAAUUCAUACGCUUCACGUCUGACGAACGCAAUAGGGAUCAUGUUGGCGCAAUUCUCGGCAUGGCUACUGCUCACAUGAUUCUGAAACAAACCCCAAGAGCGCGGAAUCAGCUCAAAAGAGUCAUGAAGGCCACGUGGAACUUUGGGGAUGCUGAAUACCUCGAGAAGUGCUGGAUUCUGCUUGCCGAUAUUUACAUACAAUCCGGAAAAUACGAUAUCGCUACAGAUCUUUUGAAGCGUGUUCUGCAGUACAAUAAGUCAUGUACAAAGGCAUACGAGUAUAUGGGAUACAUUAUGGAGAAAGAACAAAGCUACAGAGAUGCAGCGCAGUACUAUGAAAAUGCUUGGAAACAAGGAAAUCAAAAUAACCCUGCAAUUGGGUACAAGCUUGCCUUUAACUAUCUCAAAGGGAAACGUUACACAGAUGCAAUCGAUGUUUGCCAUGUUGUCCUGACAAAAUACCCCAAUUACCCAAAGAUUCGUAAGGAUAUCCUCGACAAAGCUCGUUCCAACCUGAGAACUUAGGAAUAUCCAGCGUUUGUAUGAUGACUAUGCAUUCUAUUUACGUAUGAUUUACUAUACAUUUUACUUGCCUCUCUAUGUUUUCACAUGGAAACCAAAUGACUAAAUGUUACAGUUGCACUGCUUG